AUGAUUAUUUUCAUGUUCUUCUUCAUCUCAGAACCUGAGGUUCCAAAAGAGAAAGUUAAACCAGCUCCUGUAAAGAAAGAACCGGAGGUUCCAAAAGACAAAGUUAAACCUGCUCUUGUUAAGAAAGAACGUAGGGUUCCAAAAGCAGUUGUUAAACCAGCUGCUGUAAAGAAAGAACCUGAGAUUCCAAAAGAGAAAAUUAAACCAGCUCCUAUAAAGAAAGAAUGUGAGGUUUUGAAAGAAGUUAAACCACCCCCUGUAGGGAAAGAACAUGAGAUUUUGAAAGACGACGUUAGACCAGCUCCUGUAAAGAAAGAAGAGCCUGAACCGGAAAUGAAGGAGAACAUAGAUGAUGAAUUUGAUGACCAGAUGUCCUACUUCCAUUGCGUGUUUGUGGAUGAAGACAGUGGCCAGUACCCCCUGUUCCCCUUCAUGCCGAUGCAGAAUCCGUUCAUGUGGACUGGCCCUUGACAGUGAGGACCACCAGAGACGCAUGAAACUGAGGCAGUGUCAUCUCAUUUGGGCUGCUGAGUACACUACUGUGAUCCAGCUGGACCACUAGCAGCCCCAAGGUCUGCAGCAUUCAAGAUGACCAGGGACUAACAGGAUGAACCGUUUUUCUUUUUUUUUCUAGAACAGGGAGAGCUCUCGUGGAAAGCAAAGUCUGUAAAAGCCCAUUCCCCCCAAGUAGCUCCAGCUUUUGUCAGGUGUUUGUUUCAACUUUCUUGUUUGUCAGUUAUUGUGAUAUCUUUACCAGCAAAAAAAAAAAGUUUUACACAGAUAUAUUUUUACCUCUCUGUUGAUAAAGGAUAUAUUUUUAAAUCAUGAAUAGUCUUUAUAGUAUCCCACGUUAAAAGUUUUUGAAAAGUUGGAUUUAAAAAACCAGACCAAAGAUAUAUCACCCACUUCCCAGGUAAACUAGAUUUCAGAUAACCCUGCCAGACUUCUUUGACAAUAUAAUGAUACAUAUAUUUCACAUCGGUGGAAUAGUGCAAUAUCUGAAAGUGGCAAUAUUUUGUAUAUUUUCAAAUAUAGUGUGAAAUGUUGCAAUAUAUUGAUCAUGUUUUAUUUUGGUGCAUCCAUUUCUACAAGGGGAUAUAGGCUGAUUCAAUCAGUGUCAAAACAGUCUUGAUCUUCAUUCUGUUUGUUUUAACUACUUAAAGUGGAUGUAUAUUUUAACUUUUAGUCUAUGGUAAUGAAUGAUGUACUUCCAUUUUUGUACUAUUGAUGUCUUUGAGAUGGCUUGUUUGAUCAGUAUUUUAUGUCGCCAAAGCUGUAAGGGGAGAAAUUAGGGAAUUUUCUGUACAAUUUGUCCACAAGAGGUCCCACAUGUAAUGAAAGCAACGGUAACCAAUUAACUUUUUUAGUUCAGAGUGCAAUUGCUAUGGCAUACAUGGAAAGUUAAGUGUAUUUACCCAUUAGGCAGAGAUAAUCAUUUCACACUGCCACAGUGACCUUGAUUCAAUCAAUGUCUCCUUAACUUUUGCUUACACUUUUAAUUCUGAAAGUGUUGGACGAAUGAACAUACAGGAUAUUUUUGUUUAUUAUAGUCAUAUUUGAAUGAUUUUUUAUGAUUAUGUAAGCAAUAGACUUUUAAAUUACCAUCACAUUUAACAUUGAUUGGCUUGCCACUGCCUGUCCAGCAUAUAUCUUUUUUAAGAUAUUUUUUAGGCCUUUUUUCAGCUUUAUUGGACAGUAUAUAGUAUAGAGAGACAGCAAGAAUGGGAGCGAGAGAGAGGGGAAGACAUGCAACAAAUGUCAGACGGUCGGAUUCGAACCGCCGACGUCGUGGCUCGCAAUGAGCAUGUGGUCAGUGCUCUACAGGCUACGCCUCCGAGACACCCCUGCCCAGCAUAUAUCUGCCUCUGAUUACUGAACAGAAAGAUUGAAACAAGAUUCAGUAUAUGUGAAAUUGCUUGUACAGUAUAUAUUUGUAUGCAACUUCAGUGUUACAUUGGCUACAGAAAUAAGACCAUCAGAGGAGUAAUAAUAUGGGAAUUUGUCUCUUUUUUCAAGUUCAGUUAUACUUCUCAUUCCACUCAAGAGAGAAAGUUCCAAAUGCUGUCUUAGAUAGUGUACAACCAAUCAAAUGGUUGAACACCUAACCUAAGAAGAGCAGACAACUUUAAAAAAUAUAAUCAAGAAAAAUAUUAAUAUGGACCUGCAAUAGAAUUUGUUAUGGUGUUAGUGACAUUGAUAAUCAAAUGAUUCCCAUUCAUUUUGCUGAGGUAAAAGUUGUGAAAAACCUUGUGAUGAUCCAAAUAGUUUUUGUUGAUCUAGCAAACUUUUUCUGGCAUUUGAGACACUUUGAGACUUUUGUGUUUGUUCACUCAUUUUAGACAUGGAACAGCACAGUCUCUAUGCAUGGGAAUGCUAGGAAAACAGCAGAGCGUAAGUGUACAAACAAAUGAGUCAUGUUGAGCCUUAGCUCUGAUUCAUUUGAAUGUAAUCUUGACAGAGAGAAAAAUGUAUGUAAUGUAAUGUAAUGGACUUGGUUUGACCGCAUUAAAGUGACUGGCUUACAUUACACCGGAAUGUACAGAGAUACAUCUGAAAAUAUGAAAAGAAAAAAGGUUGAUACAGUACACUGAUUGUAGAUGAAUUAAUUAAUUAACUAACACAGUUCUUUUUAAGACAUUAAACUUUGGAGAGGGAAAGUUUUUCGAAAAUUUUCUAAACUUUAAGAAUUAUAAGUAUGUAUAAACUGUGUUUCUGAUACACUGAGGCAUUGUGCAAACCUGCUGUGCUUGACAGAGAGAUAGCGACAGCACUGUAUGUGUCCAGUGAUCUGUAAGAUACUGAAUGAAAGAAAACUAAUCAAGAUUAGAAAAGUUUUCAACAAGAAUAUAUAUGAAUAUAUAUUUUAAAUGUUUUUGAUUGUUUUUAGAUGCAUGGCAGUUAAAAAAAAAAAAGAUUAUUACAUUUUUCAGAUGAAAGAGAACCCCUUAGUUCUUGGUCAAGGGUUUAUGCCUUUAUUUUGGAUUUUUUGUUGUUGUUUGUUCAGCAAUGUUUUCACUUACCCAGAGUACUUAUCUAUCCAUCCAGAUAGCUUUGCUAAGAUUUGACAAUUUGUCAAUUCACGAUUUAAUCAAUGUGCUGGCAAUUUACAUUCUCAAUAAGCUCUCAAUAGUUCUGGAGCAAAUGUGGCAUUGUAUUUGGAAAGAGUUUUAAGAAUAUAAAUUGUCAGAGCAUUGAUUACCAGAAAAGUUUCCAUCGAGGUCCAUUAUAUUGCAGUGAACUACAUUGUGAAAUCUAUAAAAUGUGUCACAUCUUAGCAAAACCUCAUACCUACAACCGAAUCACAGCAGUGAUGAAUACAGUACUACGACCUGAAGUGUGAUAUUGCUUUCAUAACAGCUCAGCAGACAUGGCUAUUCGUCAAGUAAUGGUCAUUUGAGACAAUAGAUUGACUUUAUUCGGUAUCAAGAAAAAAUAGUUAUUUCAGAAUUCUAUUAGCUACUGUAACUGUCUCGCAUUGCCAGGUAACUCUAUGCACCAGCUAGUGAGUCAGUCUUUGCAUUUCUUUAUAGAGUUACCUAGCAACAGUAACAGUAGCUAAUAAAAUUCUGUAAACAAUGUGGAUUGAUCCUGGAUGGUGAUGAGGUCGGAGUGAUGUUGUACUGUAUAUCGGAAGGCAUAGAAUGCCUCUAGUCCAAUAAAAUGACUUGACCGGUAUUUUUUGUAUCAUGUAUAUUUUAUACAGUGGGCCAAUAAGUCUGAGACCACAUUGAAAAUCAGAGUUUUUUCUUUUCAUGUAAUCAUGAAAAUAAACAGAAAGUUUUAGGAUUUAGAAAAAUUUGAAACAAAUUAAAGUUACUUCAAAGCUUUGCAAGAACUACUUGAAGACCAAAGAAGAUAAAGGAGUUAUUGUCACCCCUGAUUUAAUCCAAAUCACCUGACCUCAACCCCAUUUAAUAUUUAUGGCAAAAUCAAAGUAUUCAAGAUGCUCUUUGGAACAUUGUCAAAUAAUGCUGGGAUAACAUGGAUCAUCAGGUUUUGCACAGGUCAUACGAAAUACUAAGAACUGAAAUUCAUGUAAAUUUUUUGAAAGAUUCAACGUUUGACUCAAAUGAUUAUGCUGAUGAUUUAUAAUUAUAAUUAAAAAUGUUGUAUUAAGAAUGUAAAAUAGAAGUAUUUUUACUGGUGAUCUCAGACUUUUGGACCCCUCUGUACUUGUUUUGCCAAUAGCAUGUCAUUGCUUGACCUGCAAAGCAUGAAGUGUGCUGGUUGAUAUAUGGUUUUAAUUGCACUUUUGUUUGCACAAGAUCAUAAGACAUAUUUUCCCCUACAGAAGAAAAUUACAAGAAAGCAAGGAUUGUCCUCUUUUCAUCAUGCCCUGGAUGCAGAACACUGCCUAGUUCUGCUUAAUGUCUUGUUUGAUAUUCUGAAAUUUUCAGUUCAAAUUAUUAAUGUGAAACAUUUCAAGUGAAGCAGAUCAAGGGUAGUUUUGAGUGUAGGGUACUGUCUUUCAUUGAAGAAUAUAACAGGAAUGCAAUAAGCUGCUUUCAGACCUUUCUAAAAUAAUUGAACUUCUGUAAACGUUAUCAAAUUAAGCCUAGGAUACACAGGUGUAUCUUUUUAAUGUUAUACUUCUGCCUCAAUGUAAAAUGCUAAUUCAUCAAAAUUACAAUUGAAGCUCACAUUUGAAUUUCUGUUUAACAAUGUCCUGAAAAAUAAAGUUUUAUGCACACA
Molecule: messenger RNA, 4692 nt
Organism: Conger conger (European conger)
Lineage: Eukaryota; Metazoa; Chordata; Actinopteri; Anguilliformes; Congridae
Exons: 8
Coding region: 1-471 (156 amino acids)
Source: RefSeq, a predicted model, not a curated record